Molecule: messenger RNA, 267 nt
Organism: Protopolystoma xenopodis
Lineage: Eukaryota; Metazoa; Platyhelminthes; Monogenea; Polystomatidea; Polystomatidae
Source: the annotation of a GenBank genome assembly
CUCGAGACGGACAGAUGUGCUGGUUCAGAUCACAAAUCCCCUCGCGUCGCCUCCCAUCAUCGGAACCCAUGUCAGGCCGUGACAACCAGCUCGACGACUUCUGCCUGUAGCUCGUCGUUCAGCUCCGAGUACUGCAACCGGCAGCAGCGGCGCAGAGCGGAGACAGUCCAGCGCCAGUGGAAAGUGCGCCGGUACCAAAAGUGGAUGAUAACAAUCGGUGGUUCAAUGGAAAAAGGGAUGAAGAGUGGGGAUGAACAGGUGAAUUGA